CAUCACGCUAAAAUACUGUACCUAGCAGUUUCAGUUAGCAGUAUUUUGAUGUCAUUCAAUAAGAACACACCUACGUGAUAUUAUGUGAAUCAAAAAUCGUUUGAGGAGCACAAACCAAUUUACUAUUUAGUGUACAUUAUAUUAUAUAUAAUUAUUUAUUAUGGUUACACUUAUAUGCAAACUUACAUAAUGUCAUAAUACAAUCUAUAUUUAUUUUAUCUGUCGGAUUUUUCUUUACUAUCAAUAUUAAUCUCAUCCAAACAUGAUACGUAUUAUUUAUUAUUACAGAAAUAAAAUCUAUAAAUCCAGAUAAAUUCGUUUACCUAAUAUUUUAUAAAUCAUUUUAAGGAUUAAUAAAAGCUGUACGCCCGAUAUUCGUGGGCGGAUUAAGAAGCGAAGAAGGGCAAAAUGAAGUCUAUUUCGUUUGCCACCGUUGUUUUUUGUGCCUUAACAAUUGCACAGACUAGGUCUUCGGAAAUCCUGGUCAUAUUCCCGACGACCGCCCAGAGUCAUUACCGUGUCGUCCGACCACUAAUCCACAGCCUAUUGGACCGCGGGCACAAAAUAUUAGCGAUCACGAAUUUUCCGGAUGCUGUGGAAAGAGCCAAUUUAUCACACAUCGACAUUUCCGGGUUAAAACCACACUCGAAAUUCAAGACCAGCAACAAUGGAAUAAUUAAAUCACUAACGCGCGUAAUCAGAAACGCCAACACAUACGAGACUAUUCUCAAUCAUCCGACAGUUGCGAAACUCCUACGGUCCCGACAAAAAUUCGACUUGGUGAUUGCCGAAUUUUUUACACCUACACCAAUAUUUGCACCGAUCGCCACAGUUGUGGACGCACCGAUUGUUGGAUUUUGUCCAAUGAUUACAUUUCCGUGGAUAAACGAGGUGAUGGGAAUGGAGACGACCACGUCUUAUAUGCCUAGUAUCAUCAGUAACUCCACGGACCGUAUGUCAUUUUUCCAGCGAAUCUGUAAUACUGUGAGAUCGGUAAUCAUUGAAAUCGCGUUUAAUUGGAUGAACACCCCAGUAGUUCGGCAAAUUAAUAAAAACCAUUACGGGAUACAAACGGAAUCAGUAAUAAAAACGAUGGCUAACUUAAGCAUGAUUAUGACGAACAAUUAUCAUAGCAUGUUUUUACCCUUUCCCAAACCGCCCGGAAUCGUUGAGGUUGGUGGUAUUCAUGUAGUCGACGAAAAACCUGUUCCGCAAGACUUGAACGAUUUCAUAAAUGAUGCCGAACAUGGUGUGAUCUUAUUCAGUUUGGGCUCUGUCGUGUCGGAAGCAUCGUUGGGCGCUGAUAAACUGAAUAACAUACUCGAUGCAUUUUCGAAACUUAAACAAAGAGUCAUAAUGAAGUUUGAUGCUGACAAAUACAAAAUACAGUUACCAGUGAAUGUAAAAGUGGUCAAAUGGUUUCCACAGCGAGAUCUUUUAGCACACCCAAAGGUAUUACUAUUUAUAUCACAUGCUGGUAUGAUGAGCACAAUCGAAACAAUACACUGUGGUAAACCAAUGGUAGCUAUACCGAUAUUCGGCGAUCAAAUAUUUAAUACCAAUUUGUUGGUUGAAAAACAAGUUGCUGUCGCUAUAGAAUACAAACAUUUAGAGAGUGACCAGCUUUUCAGUGCUAUCAAUGAAGCAUUGACCGAGAAAUAUACGAUUAACAUGAAAAAACUGCAACAGUUAUAUAAUGAUCGACCACAUUCACCUCUCGAAACAGCUGUUUACUGGACCGAGUAUGUAAUGAGAAAUAAAAACGAAUCGAAAGAAUUGUUAAAAAGUCAAAAGGUUCACUUAAAUUUUUAUCAAUCGCAUUUAAUUGAUAUAUUCGCUGCUUUUCUCAUCCCACUUAUUAUGACAAUAUAUAUCAUACAAUGGACAACGAAACGUCUGAGGAAGCAUUAAGUGAAUUAUCACUCACUGAUUGUUGUAAGGGGGUGUGAUUGUUCCAUUUGUUCAUUUUUUAUAUACGAUUUCAAUUUUAUUUCAUAUCUGUUCUAGACUUCUUAUUAGUAUAUUUUAAAUGAAAAAUGCACUCAGAAAUUUGUUACAACUGUUAUAGAAUAUUAAUUUACUAAAUAAAAAAACGUAAUCACAUAAAAAUUCAGAAUUUUUCUUUUUGUUAUACAUGCCUAGUACAUUAUAUGACCAUUUAUAUUAAGCCUAUUUGGUUAGUUGAUAUUUGAACGGACUACAGAGUUUUGAAAUGGGUAUCGCCUUACUACCUUUCCACAUACCUACCUAUAUUUUGGUAAAUUGGUUGUUACUUUUUAUUAUUGUAUAGUGUACACCGAGGUCCGAGAACAAAAAACUUAUAAAUAAAUCAAAAUAUACGUGGGAAUAUGCAAUAGGUAACUAAACAAUUUCGUUGAUUUGCAAUAUCAAAGGAAACGAAGAAGCAGACAAAGCAGCUCGAAACGCUAUAAGUAACCCCAACUCCGUAACACUUUCUCUUAUGUCGCCAAUAGAUAUUAUCAGGAACGUUGACAAAUACUGUAUGCAAUUAUGGGACUCAGAGUGGCGCCAAGUUACCGAAAACAAAUUAAGGGAAAUCAAGCACUCAGUCGAACCUUGGCCAAAACUCAACUAUUCAAAUCGAAAGGAAGAUGUCAUUAUGAACCGACUCAGAAUUGGUCACACGAGAGCUACUCAUGGGUACCUACUACCUAAUGGAAAAGACCGAACCACCUAUAUGCCGCUCUUGCAACACUUCCUUUACAAUCAAACACAUCCUCAUCCACUGCCAAAUAUUCACGGAAGCUAGAAAAGAAUGCAAAAUACCAGACAAUUUGUAUGAAGCCAUAGGUAUGCUGACAUACAAAAAAUUAUCACUUUUUUAAAAAAAAUUUAAAU
Messenger RNA from Metopolophium dirhodum (rose-grain aphid), 2859 nucleotides. RefSeq names its product UDP-glucosyltransferase 2-like. The record is from RefSeq and is a predicted model, not a curated record. NCBI's taxonomy places the organism in Eukaryota, Metazoa, Arthropoda, Insecta, Hemiptera, Aphididae. The coding region runs from base 409 to 1911 and encodes 500 amino acids. Gene Ontology annotation, molecular function: UDP-glycosyltransferase activity. The transcript is spliced from 4 exons.